ACCUUACUUUGAAGGACUGUCACACUCCAGCUCUCAGACGGAAAUCGGUAGCAUCCACAGCAUCAGGAGUCAGAGAGAGCCAUCAAGUCCUGUAGAAGUGCCUGAAAAGACGAAGAGUCUUGGAACCAAACACGUAGGCGACAGUAUUUCUGACACCGUGUCUUACGAGUCUAACCAGCAAGCCGAGGUCCAGGAAGCUGAGCUUCCCACGCCGGAUGUGUUUGUCGAAAAGCUCCCACCCAGCGGGAAGAUCACCAAGACCGAGUCCCUCAUUAUCCCAUCCACCAGGUCUGAAGGGAAGCAGACGGGACGUCGGGGAAGGAGCACAUCUCUGAAGGAGAGGCAGCCAGUGAGGCCGCAGAACGAGAGAGCCAACAGCCUGGACAAUGAACGCUCUCCAGACACCCGGCACCACUUACAGAUCCCCAGGAAAACAGUGUACGACCAACUAAAUCACAUCCUGGUUUCUGAUGACCAGCUGCCAGAAAACAUUAUUCUUGUCAAUACUUCUGACUGGCAAGGCCAGUACCUAUCAGAUGUCUUGCAAAAGCAUACCUUGCCAGUGGUCUGCACGUGCUCCUCGGCUGAUAUUCAGGCAGCUUUCAGCACUAUUGUCUCCAGGAUACAGAGAUACUGUAACUGCAAUUCGCAGCCUCCAAACCCAAUUAAAAUUGCGGUGGCCGGAGCCCAGAAUUACCUCAGUGCUGUGUUGAGGCUCUUUGUAGAGCAGCUGUCUCACAAAACCCCAGACUGGCUCGGCUACAUGAGGUUUUUGAUCAUCCCUCUAGGCUCUCAUCCGGUGGCCAAGUAUCUGGGGUCUGUAGAUUACAGAUACAACAACUUCUUCCAAGAUCUAGCCUGGAGGGACCUGUUCAACAAACUUGAAGCACAGACCGCUGUUCCAGAAGCACCCGACGUCGUCUCCCGGAUAACGCAGUACAUAGCAGGGGCAAACUGCGCGCACCAGUUGCCCAUCGCCGAAGCGAUGCUGACGUACAAGCAGAAAAGCCCUGAUGAAGAAUCUUCGCAGAAGUUCAUUCCCUUUGUCGGGGUGGUGAAGGUUGGAAUCGUGGAACAAUCUUCUGCAACGUCAGGUGACUCUGAUGACGCAGCUCCCUCAAGCUCCAGUGUCCUUUCUUCUACCCCACCUUCUGUGUCUCCUGCUGUGAAAGAAGCCUCCCCCACACCACCGUCCUCACCGUCUGUUACAGGCAGCUUCUCCUCCUCCAGCCAGAGCCUCGGUGCCGAGUUGAUGGGCCUGCAGGUGGAUUACUGGAUCGCAGCUCCACUCAUGGACAGGAAGAGAGACCCAGAGAAGAAGGACCCCUCCACUACCAAAAACACACUGAAAUGCACUUUCCGGUCCCUCCAGGUCAGCAGGUUACCUGCCAGCGGCGAGAUUGCCACCGCUCCGACGAUGUCCAUGACCGUCGUGACAAAAGAGAAGAACAAGAAAGUCAUGUUUUUAUGCCCAAAACCCUGGUCUGUCUGUAG
This is a messenger RNA of Eurypyga helias (sunbittern), 1494 nucleotides long. It is a transcript of the gene PACS2, whose product is annotated as phosphofurin acidic cluster sorting protein 2. The transcript has 14 exons. Gene Ontology annotation, biological process: protein localization to plasma membrane. NCBI's taxonomy places the organism in Eukaryota, Metazoa, Chordata, Aves, Eurypygiformes, Eurypygidae. Gene Ontology annotation, molecular function: transmembrane transporter binding. The annotation marks the transcript as partial. The record is from RefSeq and is a predicted model, not a curated record.